Lodderomyces orthopsilosis Co 90-125 is the source of this 2499-nucleotide messenger RNA. RefSeq names its product Stp1p (gene STP1). Lineage: Eukaryota; Fungi; Ascomycota; Pichiomycetes; Serinales; Debaryomycetaceae. The record is from RefSeq and is a predicted model, not a curated record. The transcript has a single exon. The coding region runs from base 1 to 2499 and encodes 832 amino acids.
AUGUUUAUCGUAUCACUUGGUUUAUUAUACGAUUCAAACUAUGAAGACCUUGUAAAAUCUCCACCUUAUGGUGUUGUUAGCGCCAGAGCUAAACAGGUUUACACUAUAACCAACACUACUAAGUUUACCGCAUACAGACAAGCUAUAUACCAACCAUUCACAUCACCUAGAUUAUUAUCCAUCCGGUUCAAUGUAUACAAAUUUAUCAAUCGUUUAAUUUAUGGGACUCGCAGAUAUCAGGAGUUGUUUCCACCUAUUACAAAACUUGUCAAUUUCAACAAUAGCAGAUCUAUUGCUAAAGCCAAAGAAUCAAAGGAAAACAUAUCGCAGAGGGACAUUCAAGUAAGAUCUAAUUUUCCUAUCAAUUGUGCUGUUGAUGAUUUGGAUUUAAUGUUUGAUGGUGGUGAUCAAAUUACAAUCUUUGAUUCUGCAAUUGAUGAUUUACAUCAUCUUCAUCCACAACAAUAUCAUCAUCAUGGAGGACAUGGUGUGGGAUUUUCUAAUCAUAAUUCUCGUUUUGAAAAGGGUGGAUUUGAAGAAGAGAGAAGCACUCCUGUAUUCCAACAACAACAGAAAACACAACAAGCUAAGCGUCAGCAAAAACAACAAGAUCAGUUCCACCUUGAAUCUCAUCAACCACAAAGGGCACAAAAAUCGGAACAAGUUGACUUAACACCUGCUAAUGACUUGCCAAUAUUUGAUGAUUUCCUUGAAGCUCACCAACAUCGUUACAUUAUCAACAGCAGCAACAACAACAACAACAACAACAACAAUGAAGAUGACUUUUAUCUCAACGUCGCCAAUGAGAAGGAACUCAACGAGGUUAACAAAAAUACAUUUAUCUCAUUCGGACCUAGAAUCAUGUUUGGAAAUCAAUCUUCUACUAAUCAACAAACAAGAAUUGAUAAAUCUUACAAUGAUUUUGAAGACAGAGACAAGGUUAAUGAGUAUCCAUUUUUUGAUGAUUUUGAACAUAAGCCAUCACCUAUCAAGUCAAUGAAAUACGACCAAAACAAAGGUUCCAUUAGACAAAUUGCAUCAUCUAUAGAACAUGCAUUAAUUUCUUCGUCCGUGUCAUCAACUGAAAGUUUUCUUAGUCCAUUGGAUGAUGAAAUUCUCACAAGAUUACAUCGUCCAUCACCCCAAAAUAGUGUUGUUGUUUCUAAUGGUGCUAAUGUGAGUUACCACUUUGGACAAGAUUUUUAUCAAAGCACCGACAACGAUGAUGAGAAUUCUGAAUUUGCUUUCGAAAUUGAGUCGUCAUUACCACAACGAGAUUCAUCCUUGACUCGUCCAUAUUCCCAUUCAGUAUCGUACCCACAUCCACAAUCACGCCUCCAAUCGCAUGUGUCAUCUGUACCACAAGCACAUUCAAAUUCAAUUACAGGAAUUGAUCAUUUACAAUUUAACAACUUUCAUCCUCGCUAUGCAACACUACAACAACAUCGUCAUGAUUUGGAUAGUUUUAAGCUCCCCAAUAAUGUCAAAUUUGGCAGACAAAAUGAGGAGGCAUUUGUCCCACAAAGAAAGAGAAAGUUGUCAUCAUCGGGGUUGUCGAUAAAUUCUCCAUCAAUAGUGUCAAGUUUUGAUUCUGAUGUACCUGUUUCCCCAACCGAUACUAUAAUAAAACCCACGUUGAAGAAACUAGAGACACUGGGGAAACUGAAACGUAAACUGAAGAAGAAUAAAAAGGUUAAGGUUGAACAGCAAGAAAUUGCCGAUGGUUUGAAACAUGAAAACGAAACAACAUGCACUGAUAAUCAUUCAAUCGACGACUUUAUAUCCGAGCCAGUUGUUAUAUCCACCACCACCAAAACCAUCAACACAACCGUUCGCAAACUAAGCUAUACCGGAAAAGAUGGGAAAAUCGGCUAUUCAUUCGAAUGCCCCCACUGCAACUCCCACUUCAAAGUAAAAGGCUACUUAACUCGUCAUUUGAAAAAACACAGUUCAUCGAAAGCAUUCCAUUGCCCUUUUUAUCAAGAUUCGUCACCACCACCACCACCAGAAGGAGAAAUUCACAGGUCAUCAUCAUCAUCAUCUGCCCCACAAGCAGGUACCAAAUGUCACCCAACAGGUGGAUUCAGCCGUCGUGAUACAUUCAAAACUCAUCUCAAAGCAUUACAUUUUAUUUAUCCACCAGGAACCAAGUCUACUGAACGAAGCCACCUAAGUGGUCGAUGUGCUGGAUGUUUUCAAUUUUUUGAAAACAAUACUCAAUGGUUGGUUCAACAUAUUGAAACUGGAUUGUGUCAGGGUACUGUUUUGUAUAAGGAGAAAUUGAGACAAUCGAUAACAAAUGGGAAUGAAUUGAAGAAGGUGAAGAAGGAAAGAGAUGCAUGUGAUGAAGAUGAUUUAUUGGGAAGUGAUUGUGAUGAUGAAUUUAAUGCGGAAUUGAAGAAUUUGGAUUAUGAUGAAGAAGAAGAUGCAAAUGACGACGAAGAUGAAGAGGGAAAUACGAUGAAGAAAGUUAAAGUAAAAAAAGAGCCAAUGAGAUAA